Messenger RNA from Dendroctonus ponderosae (mountain pine beetle), 4628 nucleotides. It is a transcript of the gene Alh, whose product is annotated as protein AF-10. Bases 210 to 3212 code for a protein of 1000 amino acids. Gene Ontology annotation, cellular component: nucleus. Gene Ontology annotation, biological process: regulation of transcription by RNA polymerase II. The record is from RefSeq and is a predicted model, not a curated record. The transcript is spliced from 18 exons. NCBI's taxonomy places the organism in Eukaryota, Metazoa, Arthropoda, Insecta, Coleoptera, Curculionidae. Gene Ontology annotation, molecular function: nucleosome binding; histone binding.
UAAAACUCUAUGUUAGCUACGCAUGACUCUUGAGGCUAAAGUAAAUAAUCACAAAAACAAAAUGGUUUCUUGUUUCUAAAAGUGUUUAUUAUAUUUUUGUUAACAACGAAUUAUAAGGAUUUAGCGAUGAACGUCAACUUUCUGAUGUGGAGAUAUGGGGUGGGAAUGCCAAUAGAUCGCUAGUUUAGCAAAAUUGGCUUUUCUGCAUUAUGAGGGAAAUGGUAGGAGGCUGUUGUGUGUGUUCUGAUGAUAGAGGUUGGACUGAGAAUCCCCUUGUGUAUUGCGAUGGACAAUCUUGUUAUGUUGCGGUUCAUCAAGCCUGUUAUGGUAUAGUGACUGUCCCAACAGGCCCUUGGUUUUGCUGCAAGUGCGAAAGUCAAGAUAAAUCCACCAAAGUGAAGUGUGAAUUGUGCCCCAGCAAAUAUGGAGCGCUCAAACGUACAGAUAACCAAGGUUGGGCCCAUGUGGUGUGUGCGCUUUAUAUUCCCGAAGUCCGAUUUGGAAAUGUGUCUACAAUGGAACCUAUUCAGUUGCAUUUAAUUCCAGCCGAACGGUUCAACAAGGUGUGCUAUAUCUGCGAAGAAAAAGGGAAACCAGCCAAUGCAACUGUUGGUGCAUGUAUGCAAUGCAAUCGCGUUGGAUGUAAACAGCAGUUUCACGUAACUUGUGCUCAAAGUUUGGGGCUUUUAUGUGAAGAGGCUGGGAAUUACUUAGACAACGUCAAGUAUUGCGGCUAUUGCCAGCAUCAUUAUAGUAAAUUGGUAAGGAUCCAGAAUAUUUUAAAGAAGAAAGGCGGCCACGUCAAAACCAUUCCUCCAUAUAAGCCAGUUAGUGACAACCAUAAUUCCGAUUCAAACUCUGAAAAAGAGGCGGAACCAGGAACUUCCACAAAGACCAGCCCAUCGCAGGCUGCAGGCAAGCGAAAAUCCGGAUCUGGAGGAAAGACUAAUACGACAAAAGUGUCUACUUCCAGUAAACCAACAGGUUCAUCUCAACAGAAGACUGCCCAUAGCAAUAAUAAAGGGUCUGGUGAUAAAAGAGCAUCAAGCUCAAAGACUGGCAAAGCUGAGGAAACGUUAACUUCAGCUUCUUCGGCUUCCGAGAAGUCAGAUAAAAAAGACAAUCGAAGUGACUCAGUUUCGGAAUCUGACAAAGAAUCAAAAGAUAAAGACACGAAAAGUGUAAAAAGACGCAAAGGCAGUUCAAGGACGCCUACACCAGUGCAAAGUGAAGUUAGUGUUGUUGUUAGUGCAGGAUUAGCUGCUGACGUUAUUGUGCCGACCACAAGUGCCCAACUCUUAACACAAACGGACAAGAAAAACUGUGCGUCUACUAUAGAAAAUACUGCUGACAAACUGAAAAGGAUAAAAUUAGACACAACUCAAUUGAUAAUCUCCAAUCAACCGGUCGUUGCUUUAACGUCCAUAUCAACAACCAAAAUCAGUUCACCCUGUACAAUAACCACGUCGGACUCAACAGCUCAGAGUGAAGCUGCACCAGCAGCUGUGCCUACACCGUCUAUUAUUCAAAUCGCUCAGGCGCAAAGUCACCAGCCACACCAAUCCCUAGUGGUAUCAGUGCCCUUAGCUAACACAAGCUUAAGUCCACAUCAUCCUCUAGUGGCUAAUCCCGCAAACCCCUUGACUGUUAUGCCCUUUGCUGUUGCUGCAACGGAGAAAAAUAGUGUUAAUACACCAGAAAAAAAUUCAUCAGUAACUCCUAUAUUAUCUGAUAACGUAAUAAUGCCUUCAAACAAUAGCUCCCAGGGACUGCUCAGUUCCGAAAUGAGCGGCGGUGGUUUAAAAAUCACUUUCGAAAAGCAGCCGGAUUCGAUUAAUACUGAAGUCGAUAUGGAAUUGGAACUCGAUACACCAUCGACAAUUCAGGAAGUACCUACUGCUAAAAGAACCAGAUCUCAAUCUCACGAAAAGACUGACCGAACUACCCGAGGCAAGAAACGCAAUAGCACUGGAAAUAGCACUAACAAUCCUCAAAAUCUGGCUACCAGUUCACUUCCAGCGACAAUGCCAAAACGAUCUAUCCGAUCACAGCAAUCAGCUUCACCUCCUGUCAUAUUAUCUCAACAGCAGCAACACCAGCCAGGGGCUUUUGCUGCAAUAUCACAGGAGAAAAUUAAAGAUUCUCCUCCAAGUAGUCCAAGUUCCGAGAGUCAAGGACCGUCAUCCAAUACGCAAAACAUAGGUAGAAUGAAGGGUCGCAAAAGUGCUCCGGCCGCAGUCAAUGUGAUACAAACGCUCUCCAAGGAGGAUAAAAAAGAAGUUAAAAUGUUUCAGAAUGGUGUGACUACGGCGCCUCAUAUGUUAGGCAAUCAACUAAAUCCCACCUCGAAUAUGCAUCAAAAGAUGACUGACCACCUAAGUAAUGAGCUUGAAGCGCAUAGCAUUUACAAUAACUCAAACGAUGCGAGUCAAAACCUAAUGGGGCCACAAUUACAUCAUCGCAUUGUUCAAUCGACGAGAGCAAGCAGCACAGGUUCGAGUACAGCUUCAGGGGGUAGUGGGUUAUCUUCAAUGCUGGGUGGCGGAGGUGGCGCAAUACCACAAACCUUAGAUCAACUUUUAGAGCGACAAUGGGAACAGGGCUCACAGUUUCUUAUGGAACAAGCUCAACAUUUUGAUAUUGCGUCACUGCUAUCUUGUUUGCAUCAAUUGAGGGCUGAGAAUGUGCGUUUAGAGGAUCAUGUAAGUUCUUUGCUUCAGAGAAGAGAUCAUUUGUUGGCGGUUAAUGCUCGGCUAGCUAUUCCACUAACUGGACAGCCAGCCGCUGCUCCGCCACAAUCAUCGCAUACAGUGAACAACAUUCAUCCAAGUAUUCCGGUUAGCCAUAGUGAUAUUACGAGAUCCAGACAUAGUACAGGGUCUUACGAUCGCUAUCCGCAAAGUUCUCUACCUGUUCCUGUAGAAAAUGGAUUACUGCCAGAUGCUUACGCUCCUAAUUCGCACCGAGAUUCUGUAGGAAGUGGACAGCCCAGUCCAAACGUAAGACACUCUCCAGCAGCGAUCUACUCCAACAAUGGUUUACUCAGGCAGUGCGCCGACAUCGGGGGCAGAUCGGCGCCCCCUCGGGCUCAGCCCUACCCCGUCUAUGAGCGCCCCGGCUCCUCUCAUUCCACUUCUUCGCAACAGAUGGUAAUACGAAGAGAACGGGAAAGAGAGCAGGACAUUUUUGGGCACAGUUCGCAGCCGAGCUGAAGUUUAAUGUUUUUAAUGGAUUUUAGCUCUUUGUGUGACGGAUCUAAGUUUUAAACAGCUCGAAAUUAUUCAUCGACUGAAUAUUUUAUCUAGUUAUAAUUUAUCAUUUUAGAAUACUUUUAAAAUGCCUCCUUUUGAUUCGUUUUUAUAUUACAUAUUUACCUUCUUAUUGCACGUCGAUAUAUGUUUUAAUGAUUUAAUUUUAUUGCUAUUUGUUCAUACAAUAUCAAACAUUAAAAAGAUUUGCAUUAUAUACGGUGUGCAUCAAGCUGUGUUCAGUUCAUUUUGAUAGGAAAGUUUUUCUUAAUCAAAAUAUCUGCGACAAAAAUUUGUUUUCUAGGAAGUUUUAUUUUUUAAAUACGCUUUUAUGGGGGUCAAUGGUACACAUCCAUAGAAGCGUUUACAAUAGUUAGAAGUUUAAGAACCUAAUUUGGUUGGGGAAACACUUCGCAGUUUCAAAGCAACUAAAUCUUACAAUUAAAUGGAAUUUUAGUGGCCAAAACCAUUUUCUUCAAGUCUAAGUAAGAGUUACUUGUUCUGAUUAGUUAAAAACAGCCGUUUGAAAUCGACUAAAAUUGUUGAUAAAUUUACAGUCAUAUCAGUUGCAAAACCCGUGUUCGAAUCGUGUAGGAAUGUAGAACUUAAGGGCAAUAGUGUUUGAACAAGAAAAAAUGUUUUUACUUGUGCGAAUCAGUCACUGUAGAGUAGUUCUGAGCUCAGGGAAAGACUUAAAUAAUAGGAACUUUAAAUUAAAGUGUUACAUUAAGGUAAUACCAGCAAGUUGGCCAUAUUAAAAUAGUCUAGCGUUUGGUAUUAUUUGGUAAUCAAUAUUAGCAUUUUCAUAGAAUACGUUCAGUACUAGUAAUAGAAGCAUAUUUCUAGUUCAUAAACUUUUCCUAGGUAAAGAAGAUCCUAAAAUCUGUAAAAAUGUAGCAGCAAAUAAAAUAAGUAAGUUGAUCAGCAGAGACAUGCUAAUAAUGAAUACCUAAUAAUUCAGUCAACUUCUUAUAUAUGAUGGUAGUCAAUAAUGUAAUCUUAAGUAUGAAAUCGAUUUAUUCAGAUGCUAUAAUUUUUUAACGCCGCAAAAGGAAAUCCCUAUUUUCGCAAACGAUUCGAAAGAAAAUAUAUGAUUUGGUUGCACUUAAAGGGAUUUCAAGUGGAAUGUAUCAUUUAUCUACACCUUAAAAUAACAACUAGCGCAACAAUUAUCUUUUUUUAAAUUGAAAGUUAACAAUAUUAAUCCUCUGCACCGAGUCUCAAUAGUGCUUUGUUGGCAUGUGGUUAUUAUUAUGGGAAAUACCAUUUGAAAUCACUUGUAAGUCAAAUCGUAGUCGAAGUAGCUGAAUAGAACUGUAUAUUUUGUACAAUUUUAAGUUUGUUUUGUUGUAUGUUUUGUAAUAUACAGUUGGUAGGAAA